CGAGCCUUUGUGACGUAGGACAAUGCCUGCCACGCGUCGGAACUGCUGCAGGGCUGCUGCACGCUGCAGGGUGCGCGGUGGUCCUUUUCGGGGCAUCAUGCUUUCCUUAUUCCGAUCGGUCGUUUUCCUUUACGUGUGGGGCAUCCUUGCUGCUCAGAAUGAGAGCACAGAGGAAGUGAAAAUAGAAGUGUUGCAUCGUCCAGAGAACUGUUCUAAGACUAGCAAAAAGGGAGACAUGUUGAAUGCCCAUUACGAUGGCUACUUGGCUAAAGACGGUUCGAAAUUCUACUGCAGUCGAACACAAAAUGAAGGCCACCCUAAAUGGUUUGUUCUUGGAGUUGGGCAAGUCAUAAAAGGCUUAGACAUUGCUAUGAUGAAUAUGUGCCCUGGAGAGAAGCGAAAAGUGAUUAUACCCCCUUCAUUUGCAUAUGGAAAAGAAGGCUAUGGAGGCAAGAUUCCACCUGACGCAACCUUGAUUUUUGAGAUUGAGCUUUAUGCUGUGACCAAAGGACCACGAAGCAUUGAGACAUUUAAACAGAUAGACACUGACAAGGACAGGCAACUCUCUAAAGUUGAGAUAAGUGAUUACUUGAAAAAAGAAUUUGAAAAAGAUGAGAAGCCACGUGACGAGUCAUAUCAGAAUGCAGUUUUAGAAGAUAUUUUUAAGAAGAAUGACCAUGAUGGUGAUGGCUUCAUCUCAUCCAAGGAAUAUAAUGUAUAUCAACAUGAUGAACUAUAGCAGAUCUUAUUUCAAUUAUUCCUACUGUAGUAUAUAUAUAUAUAUAACAAGGCCACUUUUCUCCAAGUUGUGUUUUCCUCCAUGAGCACAAGUUUUGAUAGACUCAUAAUGUAUAAUUUGGGAAUAAUAAAUUAUGAGACUGUUUGCAAAUUAAACUUUGAUAA
This is a messenger RNA of Erinaceus europaeus (western European hedgehog), 903 nucleotides long. It is a transcript of the gene FKBP7, whose product is annotated as FKBP prolyl isomerase 7. The transcript is spliced from 4 exons. Bases 23 to 739 code for a protein of 238 amino acids. The record is from RefSeq and is a predicted model, not a curated record. Gene Ontology annotation, molecular function: peptidyl-prolyl cis-trans isomerase activity; calcium ion binding. Lineage: Eukaryota; Metazoa; Chordata; Mammalia; Eulipotyphla; Erinaceidae.